Achroia grisella is the source of this 1766-nucleotide messenger RNA. RefSeq lists its product as uncharacterized. The transcript has a single exon. NCBI's taxonomy places the organism in Eukaryota, Metazoa, Arthropoda, Insecta, Lepidoptera, Pyralidae. The record is from RefSeq and is a predicted model, not a curated record. Bases 62 to 541 code for a protein of 159 amino acids.
GAGCGAGUGGCGGUCGUGGAAUGCGAGUGAAAAAUGUAUAAACAUAAAGUCACGCCGCAGUAUGUGCUGGCGUCAAGUGUCCAAAUUACAAAAGACUGUAUUUAUUGUGCUAUUUUACGUAAUAUUGUAUCUACUGAUAUUGUACGCGAUCACUCCGGAUACAACCCUCACGUUUGUAGAAGACGAAAUGCGAGGAGAUAAGUAUCCGCUUUUGUUCCUCAUUGCGCCAAACGUGCCGGUGUUUUCGGACCCCGAGGGCGCGGACGUGUUCAAAUCGAGACGCUGUGGUAACUGCUUUAUUACUAACAACAAAGGGUUCUUACCUAUCAGUGGGUACAACGCAGUCUUGGUAUACGGCGAUCGGAGUGUCCUAUCUCAGACUGCCGCGUUCAUGGACCCUGGCAAGCGGUAUCUGAUAGAAUCGAGCGAGGAUUGCUUGAAGAACAAGCUGAGGAGAUGCAGCAUGGAGCCGAGGAUCACCUCGUACAGCAGUAAGGAGACGUACGACCUCUGCGGUCUGUGUCAGCAUCUGGAGAAAUAGCGCCUUUUUGGAACUUGUGAUAAUACUGGUAGUUUUGUUGCCUUGUAGGAUAGGUACGGUGCCUGAGAUAAUGAGGUCUGCCAAAUGUUUGUUGAAUAUUGUAAGUUUGCAUAUGUGUUGUUAUAUAUACUGAGUGAUUAUUGUAAUUGGUGCUUGAGCGUGUUAUAAAAGUGCCUAACAACAAUAGCUAAAGUGAUAUAGAAACGGAAUUGUUUUAUAUAUUUAUCACACUUUCACUUAUGGUCUUUCUAAUAAAUUAGAACGGAUUGCAUAUGUAAACGACAAUUUGAAAUUCUGAAAAAAAAAAUUAACUGUAAGCUUUCAUUACAAUUUAUUAAUUAAAAAUUAUAAAAUAAUGCCAACCCUCAAAUAAAAUCAGUCACAACAACAAACAUAGACAAUAAACUAGUAAUGAAAUAAAAUUCUCGAAUUUCGAAAUGUCAUUUGUAGCUAUAGUCGAUCUCUUCUAACUUGCCGGUGUCUCCAUAAGACAAAAUGAGAUGAAUAGUGUUUACUUGAUAUUUUAAUGUAAUUCAUAUUGCUUUAGUUAUUAUUCUGAGGCUAGUGUACAUCGCUAAUUGUAUUUUUUUUUUACUUUUACGUUGAAGUCUGGGGAAUUAUGCAAUUCAGAUUGAAUAUUGUAUGUUUUAAAUUAGGGAUGUACACAGUGCUUUCUAAAUGUUGUUUUUUCUGAUGUCAAAUUGUGUGAAUGUUUCCGAUUGAGUUAAAAUAUUUUUUAAUUGUUUAAGUUGUUUUGUUUGAGAUAAUUCAAACGAAUAUUCGCCAUACACUGUACUUGAAUAAUACCUAUCUAAUUGCCUCAAAUUAAAAAAAAUAUAGUGAGUAGACAGAAGCAAAUCUUUUAAUAUUUUGUUUCUUUGUGUAUAAAUAUGUAGUUGUAUUGUUGUAAAGUACAAAUAUAUAAAAAAAUAAAUGUAAAAGGUCCAUUAAUAUUAUAUACAUAUAUAUAUAUAUUUAUUGUAAAUCAAGAUUUCUUUAUAUUUUUAAUUGUAAGACAAAGAGGUACAUGAAAUGUUCAACCUGAUAGAUGACGAAACUGGCGCCAUCUUUCAGAAUAAUUUAGACAGAUAUCUUAUAUUAUACUAUAUGUUUCCAUAAUUUGAAAGUUAGUUACAUAAACUGACAUGAAAGUUAAAUUCAUUUGAUCUUUGGGUUUUUAAGAUAGCUUCACACAGUUAUUUAUAUCGACCAUUUUCCUGUAUAU